UUCGACGGAGGUUUGGCUGCCUCGCUUUCUUAAGACGAUAUUGCGGUCUCGAUAUUGCGGAACUGCAGAGGAGGAGACGAGAGGAGACGGAAGGAGAGGAUGCGGAGUUGCAGGAGAACCGGAAGCCGUCGCCGCGCUGGGGCCGGGAGCGUGACCCUCGGCCUAUGUUAAUAGAAAAUGUCAGUGAAUAACUUCUUUGGAAAUAAGAAGAGAAACAGCUCUAUAUUAUAUGAUGUUGAUCAGACAAAAAUUACUUCUUCAUCUUCACCUUUCCAGAGAUCUAUGAGCCAUAAUAAUAUUGGAAAUCAUGGUGAAGGAUUCCCACCAAACAAGCGUUACAAAAGUGUUGCUUUACCCAAAUGUAAAGAGACAGAAGAUCCAUUUGGGGAUAAUGAUGAUUUUACAGUAGAUGACUUGAAGGAGAUAGACAUUAUUGCUUCCCAGGCAUUGACACCAGAUGUUUCUUCAGAAACAAAUUUGUUCAAAACAGAGCAAAAUGCUCAGUUGUCCGUUUUCCCAAGUAGCACCAAUCAGUUCAAAACACCCGAUCAAUGGAAUAUUACUGUAACGACUGAGACAAAAUCAUUUGGAAAUAGCAUAGAAGAAAUGAAACUUAAAGGAAGAUUUAAACUUGAAACACUCCAGGCACAACACAAAGAGGCCAUGAAAAAGUUGAAGGAAAUGCAGGAUGAAAUCCUAAUUAAAAAUGGAGAAAUAAAAAUUUUGCGGGAUUCAAUGCAGCAGAUGGAAUCUACUGUGGAGGAGCAGCGGAAAUCAUACAUAUUACUGGAAAGAGAAAAAGCUGAGUGUUUAAGUGAAAAAGAAAAGGAAUUCUCCAGAAAGUUACAGUCACUGCAGUCUGAACUACAGUUUAGAGAUGCUGAAAUGAAUGAGAUGAGAACAAAGAUUUUGAAUUGUGAGAGGAUUAAACCUGUGACCCCUGUUUCAUAUACCAGUCCUAAGAAAAGCCCCUCUAACCCUGUGAAAAUUGAAAGAUGCACUCAUAUUGAAAAAAAAAGUUACCCCACAGAAGAGUCUUUUGGAUCUCAGAUAUUACCAAUACCAUCUUGUUCCAGGGCCCAAUCCCAUGUCCAUGUUCCUCAGCAAAAUAAUGACAGCAAAAUAACUGUCCUUGAAACUGAGCCAGUGAAACAGGAAACAAGUUUCAGCUGUCCUCUGAAACCAGGUUCCCUUUUACUAAAUGCACUGAUGAAGCAGCCACUUGUUCCGGGAUCAUCCUUAGGAAUUUGCAACCUUCUUACCAGCAACCCUGAAGCUUGGACUGGAUCCGCUAUGCAGUCUGCUUCUUUCAGUGUAGGACCUACACAAAAAUUCAGUAGCAAGAUUGCAAGCCCUCAGGAAGGUGAGACUUCAUUGAGAACUGCUCAAAAACUCGCCUUAACUGGAUUGAAUCUGAUUGCUGUAGAUGGAGGCUCACUGGAAGGACAACAGAACAGGAAAGGCAUGCCCCACCUUAAGUGCUUUAAAAUUCCCGGAGCAGUACAUCUUCUUCCCCUCCUGGAACUUCACAUUGGUGCAUAUAACCAAGCCCUCUUGUCAGUGACAAAGACUGGAAGCAUUUCUUCUGGAAAUCAAUCUGCUGGCUCCUCUAGGACAUCUUCAGGUGCAGCUUCAAAUGUAGAGGAAGCUUUAGCCACUCUUGAAGAGUAUGCGCUCGUGUCACUGGGCAUCCUUUACUAUUUGGUAUUUUAUAGCUGGGAAGUUAUUAAUACACUUCUGUCCCGUGAUAUGAAAGCAGAUUGUACUCCAGGCGCUAUAGAGGUUUCUGAGAAGAAUGAGACUGUGGCUUGCCAUGAACAGGAUACAGCUACUCUUCAGGAAACCCUCCCAGAAUUAGAGGUGACCAGUUCGGACAAAUCCCAGCAUCCUUUGUUUAAAAAGCUACUACAACUCUUAACCUUGUGCGUAAGGUCAGCAGGAUGCCAGAGAUGCCGUAUCGCAAAUCAGUGCCUAGAAGUUUUGGUGAAAUUAGCUGAAAAGUCAACAGUUGACUUACUAAUAAGCUUUCAGUGCUUGUUCGAUAGCCAGUCACAGAUCCUGCUUCGCUGCAUAUCUUCGGAAACUCCCUUGUUUGCUGUCCUUCUUACUGUUAGGAUGUUAAGUUUGCUUGCUGAGCAUCAGGAGCUGGCUGCUCGGUUCUGUUCACGUUCAGAAACCUGCCUACUUUUGGCAUUAUAUAUGUACAUCACAUCACGCCCCGAUAAAUUAGCAUCUGAGGGGCUUUGGCUGCAGUUGGAACAAGAGACCGUUCGUUUUCUGACGAAGUGUAUGCAAUGUUGUAGAUCCUCUGUUUUACUUGUGGGAACAGAUUGUCAGUGCACUUCUGAGGUAGUGAAAGCUCUGAUAGUAAUGUUACAUAGGCAAUGGCUUAUGAUCAGAAAAAUGGAAGGAAUCCUGUUCAAUGUACAUGAAAAGCAAAUUGUACACUUUUUGCGGGAUGCUGUUUUGCUUCUGCAUGGUCUCUCCCAGAAAGAUAAACUUUUCCAUGAACAUUGCCUGGAAGUGCUCCACCAAUAUGACGGUGUGUUGUCUGGGGUUACCGCAGUCCUGAGAAAAGGGCAGCAUUUAAAAGCUUGUGAAGAACUUGCACUGGAUGAACUGUAUCCUUUGGAGCCCGAAGUCAAUGACCAGGAAAUGGAUUGCAGAUAAUUGUCUUUCAAUAAUGUAUUUGUUUAUAUUCCAAAAAAAGGUUACUAUUGAAAUGUAAUUCGAUGUGCUUUUUAAAAUUUACAAUUUAAUGCAAAAAAUGUUUCCUAUAUUAAUUACAGAAACCAUCACAACCCAAGCAAUAUAUUACUUUUGUAUUGAAUAAAUUCCCAUAAUGAAACAUAAAUUCCCAAAGAAUAUAUU
Messenger RNA from Protobothrops mucrosquamatus (brown spotted pit viper), 2871 nucleotides. RefSeq names its product ATR interacting protein (gene ATRIP). NCBI's taxonomy places the organism in Eukaryota, Metazoa, Chordata, Lepidosauria, Squamata, Viperidae. Bases 178 to 2670 code for a protein of 830 amino acids. The transcript is spliced from 14 exons. The record is from RefSeq and is a predicted model, not a curated record. Gene Ontology annotation, biological process: DNA repair; DNA damage checkpoint signaling.